ACACAAGCAUUAAAGAUGUUUACACGGUUGUCAACGUUCUCUCCUCUAGCCGGAAUAAUUGAAUGUCCCAUCAAGCUGUUUUUCACCAUCGACACCUCAGAGACCAUCGCCUUACAGGAGUCCCCACCUGGGAUCAUGGUGGAAAACAUUAAGGAGUUCACCAAGAUCUUUGUCCAGAAGCUGGCUGAUGAGGAUUACAAGGGGCAGGUCCAUAUCAGCUGGUCUAUAGGAGGCCUGAACUUCUCCCAGACAAAUGAUGUCUUCAGUCAGUUCACAACCAAGGAGAACUUCAUCAGGAACCUCAGUCUGAUUAUAUAUAAAGGCAAAGGCACCUUCACCGACUGUGCACUCAAAGCCAUGACCAACCAAUUGACCCACCACUACUCAGGGACGAAGCCCGUCCUCUUCUCUGUGGUCCUCACCGACGGGCAUGUGACAGGAAGUCCGUGUGGAGGGAUAAAGGCGAUGGCGGAGAAGGCCCGAGAGCAAGGGAUCCAUAUUUUCUCAGUGGCAGCGUCCAGGUUAAUCGAUGAAGUAGGGAUGAGUGAGAUAGCCAGCUCUCCCCAUGAACUGUACAGAGACAACUACACGGCUGUGGAGAUUGUUGACGGAAGACCAAAACUAAAUACUAAUCACAUCGAUCGAAUCAUAAAAGCCAUGAAAUAUCAAGCAUAUUUACAGUGUUAUAAACAUCCAUGCUUUGAGAGUGAUGGGCCCCCUGGACCAAGAGGGCAUCGAGGUCCAAAAGGUCUAAAAGGAGACAGAGGUGGUUUUGGGCCAAAAGGUGCUAAAGGUAGACCGGGUGAUCCUGGCAUUGAAGGUCCAAUCGGACGACCCGGUUCAAAGGGAGAGACUGGUUUGAAAGGUGACAAGGGUGAGGUCGGAACAUCUGGAGCAAAGGGUGUGGAAGGAGCAUCUGGCAGGAAUGGAACUGACGGUCAAAAGGGUAAAAUUGGCAGAAUUGGAACUCCUGGUUGCAAAGGUGAUCCAGGCGACAAGGGACCAGAUGGCCACCCUGGAGAUGUUGGUGAGACCGGGCAACCAGGUGACAACGGAGAAAAGGGUGACUCAGGCCUGCCUGGAAAGUCAGGUCCUACUGGCCCACCUGGUAAUGACGGACCAAAGGGUGAACCAGGAAAUCCUGGAAAUCCAGGGCUACCAGGAGAAAAAGGACCUUCGGGGGUUCCUGGAGGACCUGGACCAAAAGGCGAACCGGGAAGGAGAGGAGACCCUGGAAUAAAGGGAGAAUCAGGUCCUGAUGGGACAAAAGGAGAGAAGGGAGAACGGGGGCCACUGGGAAUCAGAGGUCGGCCCGGGGAAGACGGACUCAAGGGCGCAAAGGGUGAUCAAGGACUACCGGGCCCAAGGGGUCAGCCAGGAGAACCAGGGGGCCCCGGAGCAAAUGGCACUACGGGAAAUCCUGGAGAUCCUGGACCUAGGGGAGACUCUGGGCUCCCUGGACCAAAGGGUGACAAAGGAAGACAAGGAUUCAACUAUGCUGGAUCGAGAGGACCCACUGGAGACAGAGGUGAUCCAGGUAAAAGAGGACCCAGGGGGGGCAGAGGAGAAUGUGGCGCCAAAGGAGAUCCUGGAAACAAAGGACCCAUAGGAAAGCCUGGGGACCCAGGCCAGCCGGGUGAGCCAGGAGGGAGAGGAGGCAGAGGGAAACCUGGACCUGAUGGGGACCCAGGACCAGAGGGCGAUCCUGGCCUUACUGACUGUGAUGUAAUGACUUACGUAAGGGAGACGUGUGGUUGUUGUGACUGUGAGAAGCGCUGUGGACCUCUGGACAUCGUAUUUGUAAUUGAUAGCUCAGAAAGUGUUGGGCAGACAAACUUUACCCUGGAGAAGAACUUUGUUAUUAGCACCAUGAACAGACUGGGAUCUAUGGCCAACGACCCUACGUCAGCAAGCGGAACAAGAGUCGGAGUUGUACAGUUCAGUCACACGUUUGAGGCCAUUCGUCUCGAUGACCCAACCAUAAACUCCAUGUCUGCCUUCAAAGACGCAGUGAAGAGACUGCAGUGGAUUGCUGGGGGCACCUUCACUCCCUCGGCCCUCAAGUACACCUAUGAUAACCUAAUCAGGGACAGCAAGAGAUCCCGGGCCAAAAUAUCUGUGGUGGUAAUCACAGAUGGCCGCUUCGACCCACACGACGACGAGAAUCUGCUUGAUUACCUUUGCAAUGACAACAAUGUGGUGGUGAAUGCCAUUGGGGUUGGUGACAUGUUUAAAGAGAGACAGGAUGAUAAUAUCCUGGGGUCGAUAGCGUGCCGCAAGAAGGAUCGUAUCUUUGAGAUGAAUAGGUACACUGACUUGGUGGCUGACAACUUCAUAGAAAAGAUGGAGACUGUGCUCUGUCCCGACCCGGAGAUUGUGUGCCCUGAUCUCCCCUGUAAGAGUGAACCUCACGUAGCUCCAUGCGUCCAGCGGCCGGUGGAUCUGGUAUUUCUAAUAGAUGGCUCAGAGCGCCUCGGGCCUAACAAUUUCCGGCAAGUGCGUGAAUUUGUAGAGAAAGUGGCAUUCAGACUGGUAAUGGCCCGGAGCAAGACUGAUCGUAUGCGAACCCGCUUGGCACUGGUACAGUUCGGCAAAGAGAACGAGAACGCUGUGGCCUUCCCUCUCACACACGACUCUGCUGUCAUCGCUGAAGGAAUAGCCGGCUUGACUUAUCUGGAUACUUCUUCGAGCGUCGGGCCUGGCAUCAUCUACACCAUCGACAACGUACUGGGUAAAGGAAAUGCUCGGCAGACGAGACGCUACGCAGAGGUUUCAUUCGUUAUCAUCACAGACGGUGUCACUGACAGCAGGAACCUGGAGGAGGCGGUUAGCGCCAUGCGCGGGGCACAGGUCGUCUCCACAGUGAUAGCCACGGGAAGUGACGUUGACCAAGAAGUCUUAACGAAGCUGGCCAUGGGUGACCAGGACGCCAUCUUGAAAGUUAAAGAAGUCUCUGAUCUGUCCCAGUCUAGUUUGUUUGACCGUUUCAUCCAGUGGGUAUGUUAAGAGAGAGACCACGUGGAUGUGAAUGUCAUACUGGUGCUACUGCUGUUGUUCUAGCAUUUAAACAUGUGAUACUGGUUUAAUAUUAUUCUUCUAUGCACUGUACAUUUUGCAAUUGAAAUCACAGCACUGUGCUUUAUUACGUUCGUAACUGUAUUCAUAAAAACUGUAUUCAUCUUCCAUAUUGUUACACAAAAACAUAGUAGCAAGUCGCUCAUUCUUCAUCCACCAUUAAGCUUUACAUAUUUUAGAUAAUAAACCUGCAGUCUGUUGGA
Molecule: messenger RNA, 3278 nt
Organism: Morone saxatilis (striped sea-bass)
Lineage: Eukaryota; Metazoa; Chordata; Actinopteri; Moronidae
Product: collagen alpha-2(VI) chain-like
Exons: 26
Coding region: 16-3006 (996 amino acids)
Source: RefSeq, a predicted model, not a curated record